AUGGAGAUCCGGUUGAUAUACCGGAUCAAGGGACUCCCAAUCCAUCUCCUAAAAGAACAAGCGGUGAGGAGCUUAAUGGCCCCAUUAGGGAAAGUAGAAGGAGUGGAAUUACAUGCCAAAAACUCUACCUCUUUGGAAUAUAUGAGAGCUUUGGUAUUUGUCAAAGCUGAUGAACCUCUACAAUUCAGAAAGGUUGCUAGGAUGUCCACAGGGGAAGUGUACACCACUGAGCUGACAUAA
Messenger RNA from Arabis nemorensis, 240 nucleotides. The record is from the annotation of a GenBank genome assembly. Lineage: Eukaryota; Viridiplantae; Streptophyta; Magnoliopsida; Brassicales; Brassicaceae.